Bufo gargarizans (Asiatic toad) is the source of this 3849-nucleotide messenger RNA. RefSeq names its product NIMA related kinase 10 (gene NEK10). Lineage: Eukaryota; Metazoa; Chordata; Amphibia; Anura; Bufonidae. The transcript is spliced from 37 exons. Gene Ontology annotation, biological process: protein phosphorylation. Bases 73 to 3534 code for a protein of 1153 amino acids. The record is from RefSeq and is a predicted model, not a curated record. Gene Ontology annotation, molecular function: protein binding; ATP binding; protein kinase activity.
GCAGCCGGGACCCGAGCAGCGGCACCGCAGUAUGAAUAGAAAAUUCAGUUCUGUGAACUGAGUUCUUCUAUAAUGCCGGAUCAGGAUGAGAAAGGGAAAAAAACAGAAAAAGUUUCUGAAAAGAAAAGUCAAGGAGCAGCUUCAAGUUAUAGGAAAUGUUCUGACGUCAAAAGACUUUGGUCCCUCUUAAAUGUGCAGGCUAGCAAACAGCAGCUUCCUGCUUUGAGAACUACCAGCACGUCUAAGACUCAGCAGAAAUUUGGGAAGAACCAGCCAUCUAAAAAUCAUUGGCAAGAAUCAACUGAAUCUGUAGAACUUGAAAAAUUUAGUAUUAAUUACAAAAAUGAAAGAAAUUUUAGCCAGCACCCACAGCAUAAUUUAUUCCUCGACAUAUUCAUGGCACUGAUUAAGAACAGGCUUGGAUGCAGAGAAUGGAUUGACAGAUCUCCGUCUGUUCAUUUGUUGCGAGUAUUGAUCUGUUUGAGAUUAUUAAUCCGGGACCCAUUUUAUCAGGGGGUACUUCAUCAAAUUAAUGGAGUGGACAUUCUUGCACAGUACAUGCAGACAACAUGUAACACGUACCUUUCGUCUGGAGAAGAUGAAUUUAAUAUUGACAAGCUGGUCAAUAUGACUUAUAUCUUUCAAAAACUUGCAGCUGUCAAAGACCAAAGAGAAUGGUUGAUAGAAAGUGGAGCACACAAAACCCUUGUGAAACUCUUAGCUGCAAGAGACAGUAACGUUUUAGUAGGUGCCCUCCUUGCUCUUACAAGUUUGGCUGAAAGUCCAGAAUGCAGAACUUCUAUUAGUGAGCUCAGUAUCGUAGAAAGUCUGAUGAUGAUACUGCAAGAAUAUGAUCUGCUCUCCAAAAGACUUUCAGCAGAGCUCCUACGCCUUCUGUGUUCAGAGUCUGACGUAAAGGAACAAGUGAAGAUUUACGACGGUGUUCCUACUUUGCUUAGUUUGCUCCACUCUGACCACCUCAAGCUGCUAUGGAGCGUUGUCUGGAUAUUGGUUCAGAUCUGUGAAGACCCAGAAAUCUGUGUGGAAAUUCGGACAUGGGGAGGAAUCAAACAGCUGCUCCAUAUUUUGAAAGGAGAACAGUAUCUAGUUUCUGAUCGUUCCUCCAUCGGGAGCUUGUCAAGUGCAAAUGCUGCAGGCCGGAUUCAACAUCUUUAUUUAUCUGAAGAUUUGAGCCCAAGAGAAAUACAAGAAAAUACCCUUUCACUCCAAGCAGCAUGCUGUGCAGCACUUACCGAACUUGUGCUCAAUGACACAAAUGCUCAUCAAGUAGUCCAGGAGAAUGGUGUUUAUAUUAUCGGGAUGCUGAUUUUACCAAGCAGACAACAUGACUGUAUUAAAAACAAAUUUACAAUGUUACAGUGUUAUGCGUUCAGAGCAUUAAGAUUUCUCUUUAGCAUGGAAAGAAACCGAGAUCUGUUCAAAAGGUUUUUUCCACCAGAUUUGUUUGAGAUGUUUAUAGAUAUUGGACAUUAUAUUCGAGAGAUCAGUGCCUAUGAAGACCUUGUAUCUAAAUUAAAUGCUUUACCAGAAGAUGAACUGAAACAAGUCGCUGAUAGUAUUGAAGGCAUCAAUCAAAAUAAAGCACCUACAAAAUUUAUCGGAAACUAUGCAAUUUUAGACCACCUUGGGAGUGGAGCAUUUGGAAGUGUAUAUAAGGUCAAGAAGCGCAGUGGACAGAUUCUCUUUGCAAUGAAAGAAAUUAAUUUACACAACCCAGCGUUUGGUAAAGACAAAAGAGACCGAGAUAGCAGUGCUGAGAACAUUGUGUCUGAACUAACAAUAAUCAGAGAGCAGCUUUGCCAUCCCAACAUUGUGCGCUAUUAUAGGACAUUCUUAGAAAAUGACAAACUCUACAUUGUCAUGGAGCUCAUUGAAGGGGCACCACUGGGCGAACAUUUAAAGUCUCUUAAGGAGAAAAAACAUCAAUUCACAGAAGAGCGGCUUUGGCAUAUUUUUAUACAGUUAUGCUUAGCACUAAGAUAUUUACACAAAGAUAAAAGGAUUGUUCACCGAGAUUUGUCACCAAACAACAUCAUGCUGGGAGAAAAAGAUAAAGUAACAGUCACUGACUUUGGCCUUGCCAAGCAGAAGCAAGAAAACAGCAAACUAACGUCUAUUGUUGGAACUAUUCUGUACUCCUGCCCAGAAGUGGUAAAAAGUGAACCCUAUGGAGAAAAGGCUGAUGUAUGGGCAGCAGGCUGCAUUUUCUAUCAGAUGGCAACCCUGAAUCCACCUUUCCACAGCACUAACAUGCUGUCCUUAGCGACCAAAAUAGUAGAAGCUGUGUACGUUCCAAUCCCUGAUGGAUUGUAUUCGGAAAAAGUUUCAAAUACAAUUAAAAGGUGCUUGACCUCAGAUGCAGAACUUCGCCCGGACAUAGUAGAAGUUUGCGCUUUAAUUUCAGAUGUCAUGAUGAGAUACAUGGACAGCUUAUCCUCUUGUCAGAUUGCCCUGGAGAAAAAACUGGAGAGAGAGAGAAAGCGAGCACAAAAAUAUUUCAUAGAGGCUAACAAAAAUACUGUGAAAUAUGGUCAUUGCCAUGCUUAUGACCAAUAUGAGAAAUCCAGCAUGAGCAGUAGCAGCAGUAGCAGUGGAAUAGCAAGCUGCAAGAGUGACAUUUCAGAGAGCGCUUUCAUACCCAUGGGGAUAUUGCAACCAAACAAGAGUGAUAAAGGUUCUGAUGUUUUUCUCCCGGACCAUAGCUACUCCAUAGACAACCAUGGCAAAGAUAUUUUUUCAGAACUUGAAGAUGAACUGGACACAUCUAAAAAUUCAAGCUGCUCUAACUAUUUUAAAGGGCCAACUACGGGCACACUAAAACGAAGUGUCAGCGCUUCUGGAGGAGAAAUAUCUCAAGCAAAGGAGCACACGGGUAACACAGGUUCAAAAUCAAGACCAGCUUUGCUGCCUAUUGAUCUUCUUCUGAAAGUUCCUUCACUGGUGUUCAGGUCUCAAAGUAGGAAGCUAGUGACUUCGUUAGGGGCAGAAUGGCCUGCACACAGUUUUUCUACUGUGGUUCUUCACAGUCUGAAACAUUCUGCAUCUGCAGGUAUUGCAGUGUCACAAAGAAAAGUUCGUCAAAUCAGUGAUCCUAUUCAACAAAUAUUAAUCCAGCUCCACAAAAUUAUCUACAUUACACAGCUUCCCCCUGCUCUUCAUGACAACCUGAAAAGGAGGGUUGUGGAACGAUACAAGAAAUCUCUUUUCAGUCUCCAGAGCAAUCCCUGCAACCUGAAAGCAGAAAUUCAAAAGGUUUUACAGGGGUCUCCUGAGAUUAUAGAAUUCUUUGCUGAUGACUGCCAUGGAUUGCUACAGUCGUAUGGAAAGUCACUUAUCUCUGAUGACAAGACAGGAAAUACUGGCAGCUUUGAAUUUGAUGGUGGAAUAACCUAUGAGCAAUUGCAGACAAUGAUUGAAGAGAUUUUAGAAGACAGUGGCUACUAUAAUUUAACUUCAAACAGAUACUACUCAUUCCCAGUGGGAGUCAAAAACCUUUUAACAAUAAAACGAUGAUGGCUUUCACCUUUGCAAGACUCAAUGUUACGGUGUUCAAUCCCAACUAAAAUAGUUGGCUAACCUAAAGCUUCUUAACAUAUAUGGAAGAAGAUAACGUGGACUGCAUGCUUCCCAUGGGAAAACUUCUGAAGACUUUAAGUGACUGUAUUAUCAGACGAGCUGCGCUUGUUUUGAGAUGCUUUGCAUAAUGAAAUGCUCUAUAAAUUAAAUACUAUAUCUUUUAUAUCUAAUUGUAAAGAUUUCCUGUAUAUUAGGCUUUGCCUGGUGUGAUAAUGUAUAAAAAAGCUUUACUGCAGAUUGAUGUUAUCCAAA